AUGGGGACAAUAGCCACUGAAGAGUUUGAUCUUAUGAAGGAUUCAAAAUAUCGAAUGUAAGUUCAUUACUUAUCUAUAGUUGAUUUAUUUAUUAUGUAGGUGUUACCUAUUUUUUUUUUUUUUGAUUAUAAUCUGUAGUGUCGAUUAUAUGAGUCAUUUGGUAUCUAGUAAAAUUUUGAUAUGUAUUUUGAUAAAUAUAUUUUUAGUUGAAGUUAUGAGUCACUUUAUAUUUUAGUAUUAAAUAUUAAAAAUUAUUAAUUAAUAAUUUAUGCUGUACAAUUAACUAAAAAUUUAAAAAACCAACCUUUUACAAUCUAUGGAUUAGAUUUGAAUGAAUUACCUUGAUUUGAGUUCGGUCAAUUGGGUGUUAUUUUAAAUUGAUCAUAUUAAUAUUAUAUUCAAUACCUAAAUUAAUUAAUUAUAGCAAAUUUCUCUUAUUUUAAUAAUUUUAACUAAAUGUGUGAUACCUAUUUAUAAUUUGAUACUACUUUUUGCAAGGUUAUUAACAAAAAAUUAACUUAAAAAUAUAACAAUGUAAGUUAGGUAGACAUGUUGCCAAAUAUUUAUAUUUUUAGUUGUAUAAGAAAAUAAUACUUAUUAAGUAGGUAGCUAUUUAAUAAUUUGUGAAUUUUUAAAAUCUAAUUGCAUUUAAAAUUUUAAUUUAUAGUUUAAUUUUCUUACUUUACAACCUCUCUGUUUAAUUACAAAUUAACCAAUCAUAUUAUAGAUAUUGUACUUAAAAAUAUAUAUAUAAAAAAAAAAGUUAGCUAAUUCUAGAUUCUAAUUCUAAUUCAGGUGUUUUCUAUUUAUAAUUCUAGAAACAUGUUAUGACUGAUAUUAGAUACUUACCAGGCAGUUAUUCUAAUAUAAAUACAUAUUUGGAUAACUACUUACUAUAACUAUACUUAUUAUAAUGUACUGAUUCUGGUACUUGCAUUUAAAAAUUAGUUUUUAUUUUAUUUUUUCAAUUUCCUAAUAAAGAAUACCAAAUGUUCUUGUUUGUAUUUAAAUUAAAAUGUAUUUACAUAAGAUAAUUUAUACAAAUUGAGAAGUUUCCAGGUAGGUUAGGUAGAUACUUAGAGACAUAUAUUUUUUUUAUAUUGUACUGAGAUUGUAUACAAUUCUUUUCAAAUAUGUAUCUCUAUACUAAGUAGUUGAAGUUCAAUUAUGUUUAAUUUUAGUUAGGCAAUUAUGGUAUCUUAUAAUAUUUUGUUUAACUUUAUACAAAACUGCAUUCAAUUUUGAUGUUGAACUAUUAAAAAUUGUAUUAAUUUAACACAUAUACUUGUCUAAAUAAAAACACCCAUGAGCAGCAGAGUUCUGUCAGUACAGUCAAAUUUCCCCCCACCUAUUUUGUAUCGUAUAAAUAUUCUUUAUGUAAUAAAUAACCAUAUAUUGUAAUUUAUAAUGAUCAAUUAAUCAAUGCUAUAAUAUACCACCUAAUUAUAUAAAAAAAAAUUGAAUUUGAACAUUAGAGUAGUUUAGACAGAGGUUGCUAAUUGAAACUCUUAAAAACACAUUCUUGAUACAAACUACUCCCUAAUAAAUAAAUAUCAUGCACCUGGCUUCAUUUAGAGUCUUCAAGGGUAUUCAAAAAAAACAUUCUUCAAACAAAACCUCAUAGUAAAAUUCAUAUUGAAUCUAACUUUUAUUACUUCAAUCUAUUUAUAAAACAACUCUUAUUUCCUUGUUUGAGCUCUUUUGGUCCAAAGGUAAGAAAAUUAUAUUUAUUUAUUCAUCUAUUUAUAUGUAACAGACUCCUAAUUAAAUUGGAAAAAUAAAAGAAGAGGGACUAUGAGACUUUAAAAAAAAUUAGUGUAAAAUAUGUAUCUUAUCAACAUAAGAUAAUGUCAACGUAAAAAUAAAAGAUUUUUGAAAAUAUAGUAACAUACACCAAUCUUGUUAAUAGGUCUUCAAUUUAUGAAAAAAACAACAUUAUUGAAGACUAAUAUUUUGCUUACAUAUGCAUUUUUAUUUUUAUUUCUACAAUAAAUUUCUAUGAUGUGUGUUUUUUUUUAAAAUCUGUAAACGAUUUGUAUAGUUAAUCCAGUAAGGUCAUUAUUUUGAUUUUUGCAAUAUUCUUAAUAAAAGGGAAAACUUGAGAAAACAUUUACACAAAAACAGUUUCUGUUAUAUUUUAGUUUGUUUUUUUUAAUGUAAUUUAGUGAAAAAUAACCACUAAGACCGGAAUUUCCAUUGAAUACUUAUAUAAACUUGUAUAGCUUUUUCCAGGCAUACUAUUUUUCGGUUGUUUAUAGCCAUUUGAAAUUGUACAAGAAAGUUCCUAUAAAGUUUUUGAUUGGAACAAGGUUUCUGGUAGAAAAAUUGUUAACAGAUAUACUUAAAAACAUAACAAAAUCAUUACAUUCUUUGAUUCACUAAGAAUCUAAAAAUUUUUAAAAUUUUUUUAAUAUGGACAGAUUAUAAUAUAUGCAAUAAUUUUUAAAUUAAACCUUUAUGUUUAUAUUACCCAAUAUUUACUUAGAGAACUUGAGUAACUAAGUAUUUUUUACAGAAAUUGAUGGGUAAUAUAUCAAUAUUUACCAUUUGCUUUAUAUAAAUCUAAUGAUUAAUGAACUUUAAAUUAAAAUAUAUUUAAACAUAAAAUAAUUAAAUUUAACUUUUAUAACAUUUCAAGAAUUUAUACUUGGGAAUAUAUAUUUAAAAAUUAAAUUGGUAAAGUUUAAUGUUAAGUUUUUAUUACACUUUUAUUCAGGCAUGUAAAGGAACCUUUUAAAAUAUAUGGUUAAUGACAUAAAAUUAAUUCUCAUCCUAUUCUAAAAUAAUAUGCAACAGAAUAUGUUUCAUUUUCAAUAAAUAUAAUAAAUUAAAUAAAUUAAAAUUUGAUUUUAGAUGUAACAAUUUCUACAGACCCAUUAUUCAGGAGUCCCAUGGGGAAGGUCCAUUAAUAUAGUUUUUUAUGUACAUAUUAUAGAAAUUUAAAAUAUUAAUACGCACAUAUUUUAUUAAAUUCUAACAUAGUAUUUUAUAAUUAAAUUGUUUAUAUAGUUAACUGUAUAGUAUAUAAUAUGUUAAAGCUAACUGAAGUGCUUGGCGCAAUAACCAGUUAAAUCCGAUAUAUAUAUAUAGUUUUUAGUGAAAUUAGAUUUAUUUUGUUUUUGAUUUAACAACCAGAUAACUCCAGAGGUACACCACCAAUAGAACAUUAAGAUAUGAUAUUAGAAAUAUACCAAGUUUUUUGGUAAAAAACAUUUUUUUUUUUAAAUUUUCAUUGUUAAAAAAAAAUAUUUGUGUUCAUACUGAACAAUUUUAAAAAUUGGAUUUAUCUGGUUGUUACACCAAGCCCUUCAUACUGGUCUUGUUCAACCAUAAUAAUUAUUAUACCUCUAAUUAGUUUUUGUAAAGAAACCAAGUUAUUGUGACUCCACUAUUUACUUCAUUGCAAGAUCAACUAAAUAAUAUUUAAAAUAAUAAAUAAAAGUUACAUUAUGUGUUUAAAUUUUCCACUUAUGUACCUAUUGCUUUAGUAUAAUUGAAUUAAGUUUCACCUUUUAAUAAAGUUAAAUAUAAUCUAUCGACCACAAUUUAAUUGUAUCGGUUGUGUUCUAUAAUAUAACUAGGUACCUCUAAAUUGGAUCUUUAGUUUUAGUUGACAAACUAACAGUAUUACUCAGUGGGAAUGUGAGAGGGCGAUACUGGUUUCUGAACCACCCUUGAAGCUUGUUAUAUGUAAGUAUACAGGGUGCCCUACAAAGAUAUACCCAUUACAAUAUCUUUUAAAAUAAUAAUGAUAGUCAAAUUCUUUUGCUGGUGUAAGGAUUACAAAUAUUUAUAUUUUAACUAAAUUGUUAUGUUUUAAUGAAAUACUUAAAACACUAACUUUUAUUUUAUUAUUUUUUGAAAAAUUUGAAGCUCAUCAUUUUAUAGAGUUUUUCUUCUUAAAUGUUGACAUAUUGACUUUUUAUUUUUAUUAAAUUUAUGAUUUUUAAUAAUUUACUAAAAAUAAAGUUUAUAUGUAAACAUUUUCAAAAGCAUAUAAACUUUAUAAAAUAGCUAUCUUCAAAUUUUUUGAAAAUAAAAAAUAAAGUUAUUGUUUUUUUCUAAAACAUAAAAAUUUAAUUAAAAUAAAAAUAUUUAUAGUCCUUAUCCAUGUGAAUAAUAUGUAUAAAAAAAAAAAAACAGACUUUGAUGAUCUUUAUAAUCUCUGAAGAUAUUACAAUGGGUACAUCUUAGGGGAACCCCUUUUACAUAAAAACCUAUGCAUACAAAUUGUUCAUUUGAUCUGAAUUUUUAUAUUGCAAAGCAAUUAAUAAUUUUGUGACAGUAUAAACCGUUGAACCCUCCCCUACUCUUAAAAAAAAUGCUAGUUGCACCACUGGUACAAGUGUAUAUUAUAUUGUUUACAGAAGUAUAAUUUUUAAUUGAUGAGAAUUGCCCAUAAUUUAAAAUAAUAUUAUAUGAAACAAAAUUUUAAAUGUCAUAAGUAGGUAUUCAUAAUUAAUUCAAGAUGUAAAUAAUAAUAUUUUUUUAGUACUUUUCAAGCAUUAUGUUAUACAUAAAAUUAGAUAAUUUUUUUUUUAUCUAAAUUCCAUCCAUAUUUAAAAUGAUAUUUUUAAAUUAUCAUUGAAUUGUACUUAAGUAUGUUAGUAUUAGGUAUAGGUAAUUAAUCAAACAUUAUUAAAUGAUUAGGUAGGUAUUUAAUAUCUAUAUUUGAUAAUUCUGGUGGUAUGUUAUAUUAUCGUAUGUAUUAAUGGGUAAAAUUAAACAUUUAUUUUUAGUUUUUUCGAACAUUUUGUAGUUAUAUAUACUAUAUAUGUAGCUAGUUAAAAAUUAAUAUUUCAACAAAGUUGUUUUACACACAUUUUUAAUAUAAAUAUCCUUAAAAAUGUAUAAUAUAUAAAAAUAAAAAAAUUGAAAAAAAUAAUAAUUAAAUAAGUUUCAGGGUGUGUGAAAAUAUGUACAAACAAGUAAAACAAAAUAUUAUAUUAUUAGGUUCAUUUAAUUAAAAAAAGAAGCUUUAUUUAAUUAUUUUUUCACAUUUUUUAGCAGAGGUAUGUAAUAUGAAUAAUUAUACCAAAUAAUAUAAUUAAAUUAAUUGACCUGAAUAAUUAUCUAAUAAAGCAAAAGAUUAACGAAUACAACAUUAUUUAUACCUACUCAUACUUUCUAACACAUUUUUCGUGCACAAUUAAUUAGUUUUUUUUGGUAUUUUAAAAACUAGUUGGGUACCUAUUUAAUUGAAACAUUCUUUUUAUUCCCGAUUUACCUACUUUUAAGUUUUUAGUAUAUUUUUAUAUUAUCUAAAAAUGUCUAUAACAAGUCAGGAUAGAAAGUUAAAUACUAAAAGUAAUGAUUCAUAAAUCAUCAUCGCAUUUGGUAAAUGGUUUUAUAUAAAGCAAUAAAGCUAAGAAUUAAAUUGUUGAUAAUUGCAUGCAUUUUUGGAUUAUUUUAAAGGCGUUGAUGACUUGAUACAUUUUAAAUUUUUAAAUCUUUGCCCAAAUUUUGAUUUGAAAACUUCAAUUUUCUUUUAGGGUUAGUCAAAUAAUAUUAUUUUUAUUUAAAUUUAUCAUUAUUCAAUACAUGAAAAGCAGCACUCUCUGGUUACUGGUGGAAACAGUGAUUUCCCUACAAAAUUUUAUUUACAUUAAAACAAUUUGUUUUUAAAUAUUUUAAAUUUUCCAGAAAUAGGUAAGAAAAAUGUUAAAAUAAUAGUUAGUAAAAUUAUUUUUAAUUCAAAUAAUAAAUUUUGGUGAAGUUGGGGAAUUUAGUUUAUAGUUUAUUAUAUUUAGAAAAUAUCUAAGAAUUAUCUAAAUAUGAGACUUUUAUUAGAUUAUUAUUAUUUUAUUUAUCAUUUUAUAGAUGUUUUAUUAUAAUUUUCAAAUAAUAGUUUUUAACAAAAAAUUUAAAUAAUUUGAUUUUGUGGACUCAGUAUACUUUUUAUUCAAUACAUAAUAUAAUUGUUACAGAUUGUUUUUGUAAAAUGAUUUAUGUUAUUUUCACUGUAACUUUUACCUCUUAUGGGUGUUAAAAAUCAAAAAAUUUAAUAGUUCAUUGGUAAAUAAGUAUUUGUCUUUAAUAUCAUACUACAUGUAUCCAAUAUUAUUUUUUUCAUUACUAGGGGGUCCUGCACAAGUUUUAAAUAAUAGUAAAAGUAAAAAUAUUUUUUACCAGUUAACAUUUCUUUGUUAAUUCAAAUAUUAUUGUUUUAAAUUUGUAUUCAAGGUUAAUCACAAUAAAUUUAAAUUUGCCAUUUUUCCUUUUAAUCAUUUCAAGGUUGAAUAAUGGUAUUGAUUUAUUUUUAUAUUUUGAUAAAUAUUUUUGAAAAUUAUAAUUUUAAAAAAUAAAAUAACAAUGUAAUAGGUAGGUACCUAACUAAAAUUAAAAUACACACUUUUCUAAAGUACUCAUUUUUGUUUAUUUUAGCCUGUUACUCAGAAUUUAGUCUAAUAAAAUAUUUGUGUACAAGUAUUUUUAAAAAAUUAUUGAAAUAAGGGAAUUCAAAUUCUGGAGAAGCCCAAAAAAGGUCUAGUUGCACCUAUAAUUAAAUCAUAUAAUAAACAGAAUAUUAGUUUUGAUUACAUUCCUAAAUUUUGAUACCUGGAUUUACAUUGUUUUUCAGAUAUGCACUGAAUAAUUAGUUAUUUUUCAACACAUCUUUUUUUAUGCAGUUGAACAUUUUAUUAUUCAAUACUCUGACAAUUUAAUAGUAUAUUACUUCAGUUUACUUAACACUUGUGUAAUUAUUUAAUGACUGAAGUCUUCAGUCAUAAAUAUUUGAUUUUAUCUUAUAUUGAUUUAAAUAACUAUUUUUUUACGAUAUUUUCUAAGCUGUGUACUCUUGUUCAGUACACUAUAAAUAAAUAUUAUCUUUUAGAUUUUCGAAUAUCCCCCCCCUUUUUAUAUUUGUAUAGAGAAUAUUUUUUUCUAAAAAUAUUGAUGCACAUUAAAUCAAUAUUAGUUGCUAUAAUUUUAAGUUUAGGCUUGAGAAGUAGGAAAGGUUUUUCAUCUAAUAGAUAUAGAUUCCCUAGUAAAAUUAAAAGCAUAACAAAUUAAAAAAGCAAAUUUGUAAGAUUUCAUGAUAUGUUAUUUACAAAUGUGUCCAUUUCUUGAAGUAUUAAUAAUACCAAAAUAACAACAUUGUUUAUAUUUAAAAAAAAAAAUAAAAACCUUAUUAGCAGUAAGUUGAAAUUUGUCACUGGAGUCAAAUUUUCCAUAACCUAUUUAGUAUUAAAAAAGAAUAUUAUAAUAGCAUUAUAAGCAACUAUUCUAUACUACACCAUUUAAAAAUAUAUGAUUUCCAAUGAUGAAGUUUGAACAUAAUAAUGCUAGAGUAGAGGGUUGAAAUAGGAAACACCCAACAAAAGACACAUCCUUGAUGCUAGCACAAUGUAUAAGUUACAUUCAAAUUGCAUGCAAAAAAAAAAAAAACACAAAAUUCAAAUAGUAUGCCAUCUCUUAAAUGGAUCUGUCUGAAUUGCAUGCCAUCUCUUACAGAGGUCUUUCCGAAUUGCAUGUCAUGUAUAAUUUUCAUAUCAAUGAUGAUGAAAAAAAAAUUGCAAAAAGCUGGAAGGAAAAUGUUACUUUUAAAUUUCAAUUCAGUAAUUAAUAAAAAGUUGGUAAAUAAAGGCAUAAUAUUCUUAAUAUUUUUUUUUAUGAUUAUCAUUGUUGUUAUUACUUUUCGCUUUUUAAAAUGUUUGAAGUCUAAAUUUAAAAAAUUAAGUCUUAAUAAGUCAAAUUUAAACGUUAUGCAAUUUGGACAGACCUCUGUAAGAGGUGGUAGUCAUGUGAUUCUAACAGAUUCCUUUAUAAGAUGGCAUGCAAUUCAGAUGUUUCAAUUUAUAUUUAUUUUAUUGCCAUGCAAUUUGGAUGUACUAAAUGUGUAUACAUUUCCCUUAUUUUUAUUUGGGAGUUCUAUGAGAGUGUUCAAACAAAAAAAAAACUCCUACAAGAACAUGAUAAAAUUCAACCCAACUUUAAUCACUUCAGUCUAUAAAACAACUUCAGUGUCUAAGUUCAAGCACAUUUACUCCAGUUGGAGCUACUUAAAGUGUUAAAAAGUAGUAGGAAAUAUACAUAGCAAGGUCAGUACAUUAAAUACCUAUUUCGCGACUAAGUUUGACAUAUACUUGAACCACAUGUUCAAUUUCCAAGCAUUUCUAUUUGACCAAACAGUUUUAAUUACAUAAAAUCAAAUAAAAACUAGAAAAUGUCAAAUGACUAAAAAUAAUUAAAAAAUCACAAUACUGCUUUAAAAAUAUUGUCAUGUUCAAAAAAACUAAUAUAAGUAUUUUGUGAAAAUGUUAGAACUCUACUGUUACUUUUAACUAAGUUACAACAAACAAACAAAAACAAAAUAAUUAAAUUGUUAAUUCCAUAAACUUUUCCAUUUUUCAAUUAUUAGGCAAACUACAUGGAAAAUCAAGUAUAAACUUUCUUAUUAGACAAAAUAUGCUAUUUUUAAAAUUUGAAGUAAAAUUUCUGGUUGAAAAGUAAAAUCAAAAAUAAUGAAACUAAUAUUGUCAUAAAUUUAUCUGUCUUUACAAUACCUACAUUUUUUCCCGAUGAUUAUAAAACCUACUUAGAAAAUAAUAAAAUAACCUCCCUAAUAUUAUCUUGCAAUCAUCAUUAGACAGCGCGCUCACUCUGUUUAGUUUCUUGUGUCUUCUUGUGAGACUAUUUCAAAUUCUUUAUUUAGACUGAUCGUCCCAACGACAGGUGGCUCACCUUAAGGACAACAUUCAUCAAGCAAUAGUCUAUGUACGUGAUGCUAAGCUGUAGAGAGUCACCCUAACUUCUGAAUUCGGCUUUAAAAGUGUUUGGACAAUGAUACACGAUGUUUGAUGUUGUAUUCAAAACCAAAACAUUUCUUUUCGAGUAUUUUCAUGAAAAAAAAAAAAAAAUUGAAAUUGAAAUUACUAAUACUUUUUGUUUUAUUUUAUUUGUUUUGUUGAUUUGUUUGAACUUUAAAAAAAAGGAAGUAAUUCUGUCAGAACCUGUAGCUUGUAUAAUAUAUAUAAUAGAUACAAUACAAUGCAAUAGUAUUUAGUAUCAGGGACAAUUCCAUAAAACAAUGUUAUUAAUACAUGAUUACAUUUUAUUUCUAUUUAAAUAAAAACUUAAUCACAAAAUAUUAUAGCUCAACAACUAUUGUUUUACACUUAUAAACAAAAAAAAAUAAUAUUAUAAACGGGGGUCAUUCAAAAAUUAAGUUUCAAUAGGCCUUAUAUUUUUCUCAAAUUAAUAUUUUUGAAAUUUGAUGGCAACAUUGUUUGAAGAGCUUACCCAUAGUAUUUAUAGUAAAAUUGAACUUAGUCGAAAAUCGUAUUAGUUAUUAUUUACCAUCAUAGUUUGCUCUGCAGUUAUGUUCAUAAUUGAAAUACAGUCAGUGAUCAGAAAAAGUAAUUUCGAGGUAGAUAGUUGAGAAGUGGUAUGAUAGAAAAUAAGAAAGGCGAUAAAGAACGAACGAUCCGGGAAAUUUUCAAAAGGCAUUGUUCUUCUCCAUUACAAUGCAACUCCACAUUCAGCGAACUUUACAGACAUUUUUUCAAAAAAAUCAGUGGAAAGUUUGGAAACGCUCUCCCUGCAGUCCAGAUUUGUCGCCAAGUGAUUUUCCAAGAAAAAUUAGUUAGCAAAGGACAAUCAGAUGAAGAAGUGAAAAAUGUCUCUAACAAUUGAUAUUUACAAACUGGAUGGAGUUUUUCAAACAAGGCAUCUCCAAACUCGUUCAGAUCUGAAAAAUUGUUAAACAGUAGUCCUCAAACUGUGCUCCAUGGAGCCCUAGGGCUCCUUGAGAGUAGGCUAAAAGCUCCGUGAGCACAUCUGUAUUAAUUAAAUUCAAAUCAUUAUUAUAUUUCUUAGUUUCUUCCAAUUUCUUUAGAUUUAAAGACCUAAUAAUAAAAUUGUAGUAAUAGUUGUUGCAUUCUUCAUUGUCAAGCAUUCGAUAUUAAAAUGAUGCCAAUACAUCUUAAAAAUGUCCUUGAUGAGGCAGUGAAGAUUAUAAAUUUCAUGAAAUCUCAACUAUUGAGCACAAUACUGUUCACAACUUUGUGUAAAGACAUGGGAAGUAUUCAUAAAUCACUACUUUACUAUACCAAAGUAAGACACUUGAACGCUUACUUGAAUUGCUCAAUGAAUUGUACGUUUUUUUAAUGAACACCCAUUUAAUUUACAACUCAGACUUACUGAUAAAAUUUGGUUAUUUGGACUUAGUUACUUGGCUGAUAUUUUCACAAAAUUAAAUGAAAUAAAUUUAUCAAUAAAAGGUAAAACUACAACAGUUUUCACGGCAAAUCAAGAAAUCCAAGCUUUUUAAAAAAAAAUUUAAUCUUGGGCUGUGUGUUUUUCUCAACAUAAAAUUGAUAAUUUUGCUUUGUUAAAUAAAUUUAUAGAAUUGAUUGAUGGUAAUAUUGAAGAAAUUGAUGAAAUAUAUGACGAAACUGAACAACAUUUAAAUAAAAUACUGUCAUCAUUCGAAAAAUAUUUUCCAGAGAGUUAAGGUAUAGAAUUUAACCAACAAUAAAAUUGGGUUAAAAAUCUAUUUUUAAUCAAUGACAAGCUUCAUCUCUAACAGAGUAUAAAGAAUUUAUUAAAAUCACAACCAAUUCAUUGUUAAAAACUUUAUUUGAUAUAAUAUCAUUAACAGUUUUUGGUACAGUAUCAGUAUACUAACGAUUAACAAAUAUCAAUCUCUAGCUAAAAAAAACUGUACUAGCACUUCUUCCUUUUGCAACAACAUAUCUGUGUGAAACUGGAUUUUUAUCAUAUGCAUCAACAAAAACAAUAUAUCGCAAUAAAUUAGAUGCUGAAACAAACAUGCAAAUCCAACUCUCGUCUAUUAAGCCAAAUAUUAAAAUAUUGAUCAAUGAAAAAAGCCAAAAUCAUGGAUCACAUUAAAAUCAUUAAAUAUUAUUAAAACAUAUAAAUUCCUAAAAUUAUAUGUUCUUCUUUUCUAUUAAGUUAAUUAAAUAAUUUUUAUACAUUAGUAUUUUAAAUUAAAAAAAAAAUUAAAAAGGAAAUCAUUUACAAUUUACAUAAUUUUAUAUGAAUUAUUGUUGUCUCAAAUAGAUAUUCCUUUUUUGGGGGGCUCUGUUCAUUUUUUUAGGAACAUAAGGGCUCCGUGAACAUUUUUGAUUAACCCUCAUAGAUAAGAGUAAAUAAAUACACUAAAAAACAACCAUAUAAGACGAAAUUUUCAAUUCAUUCUUUAUUAGAUACUAGUAUAUUAUAGUAUAAUAGCAUUGUUUAUGGAUAAUAUAGAUGAGAUAGUACUCAAUAAGAUGCAAAAAAAUGAAUUAUAAUUAUUAUCACUCCAAAAAAAAACUGAUUAUCAUAUACUAGGUAAUACAAAAUAGAUAUGAGACUAAACAUUUAUUUCAAUUUUUAAUAUUUAUAAAAAUAUAUAUUUAUAACUUAUUAUGUUUUACAGGAAUUUAUUAAUGUAAUUUUUAUUUAUUAUCUUAGUUUCAGUUUAACAAUAAUUAAUAGAAUAUGUUUUUCAAAUAAUUAUUUAUUGUUAAAAGAGUUAUAUUUUUGUUACAAGUUCCAAUCAAUAUUUAUAAAACAAUUAUUCCCCUGUAUCGUUAACUUACAGAGUUAAUUAUUACACAUUUACUUAUAUUUUAUAUUAAAUAAUUGAUAAUUUGAUUUUUAUUUAUUUAGUCCAAUAAAAAUCUAAUUGUCUACAAUAUUUUAAAUGUCAAUCAAAAAUAUAUUUCUAAUAUAUUAUAUUUUGGAUAAAAAUAAAACUCUUAGACUUAUAUUCUUUUUUAUAUUUUUAGAAUAUAAUUCUUAGGGUUAGGUCAUAAUUUACUUAUAACUAGUAGUAAUAUUUUGAAUCGAUACUACUUUGGUGAACAUAAUAUAACACAAUCCAGCCUUGAAUCUUACUCUUUCUAUAUAAUUACUGGAUAGUGUCAUCCAAAUGAAUUCUUAUAAUAUUGCUAUUUGAAAUUUCUUACUUUUUUUUAUUACUAUUAUUAUUAUGAUUAGAAUAAAUUGUUUACACGUUAUUGUCUAUAACAUGGUAUGCUAUGUAUUUCAAGGCUAAACUAAUAAUAUUUUUACUAUUGUGAUUGCUCUUAAACUAAAAUUGAACACAUUUUAUGGAAUUGUUUAUCAUUGAAGUAAUCUUUAAAACAUUAAUUUUAUUAUUAUUUGUUUAUUUUCAGGUAUGUUAAUGCUGUUGAUAAAGCAUUGAAAAGUUUUGAGUAUACGAGUGAAUGGGCAGAUUUAAUAUCUGCUCUAGGAAAAUUAAAUAAGGUAAAAUUAUUGAUUUUAUGAUAGUUAAUAAAUACAAUUUACAUAAAUUAUGGUUUAUGUUUUAUUUCACAUUUCAACACUAUUUAUAAAAAAUAAAAAAUCUAUUACCUUUCAAUUCAGUUUUUCUAAUUUUUAAAACUCUGUUUGGAAAUUAAAAAUAGUUAAACAUUUUUGGCAUGAGAAUAUAUUUUAGAUUGUUAUAGUCUACAAUUAGUUUAAUUUUUAUACGUGACAACACUUGAACAUUUAAAAAAAAAUCUACUCAAGAUAAAAACAUUUAAUUUUAUUGUUUAAUUUUUGUAUUUAUUUAAAAUCAAACAAUUUGGAUUAAUUCCAUUUCUGUAUGAAUGGUUUAAAUUUAAAUCUAUUAAAUCCUAGUGAAUAUUACAGAAUUAACGAAUAAAAUUAAUUAUAAAAAAGAUUGACAUACUUCUCACGAUGGGUGGGCCAUUGUUUAGGUGAGAAAGUAGGAUAUAGAGGGAAAUUUAAUGUAUAUAUGUAGGUAACUAUUAAUUGUUGCUAACAAAAAAAGAUUCAGAGGGAAGUUCAGUUAUAUAUAUUCUAAAAACAGUUAUAUUUAAGAUUUUAGUCAAAAUUUAAUAUUAAAAAUUCUACAUUAGGUAAGGUACUAUCAAUUAUUUUUUUUAAGUGCCAUUUGAUUUUCAAUUAUAACACUUUUUCUGAAAGUAAAUCUAUUAGGGUGGUACUUUAGAGAGGUAAUUUUUCGAUUUUCCCUAAGAGUUCCCAGCAAAUGUAAAAAAACCCGGAUAGAACAUGAGAAAAACGUAGGGAAACUGGGAAAAUCGGUACAACAUUAAACAAAUAUUAUUAAAGAAAAUAUAUAAAGCCUAUUUAAUUAUUUUAUUAUAUGACAUAUAUUGUUGACAAAGCGUAAUUAUUAACUGAACUCCCCUCAGAAUCGUUUUUUCGUAAGCAAUGGUUCAUCGUUGCUUACAUGUAUACAUUAAAUUAUCUAUUACAGUGGCUGCACCCGUCUUCAUUAUCCUAGGACGUCUUUUUAAGCCUGAUUUUAUAAUUAUUAUCAAUUAACUUUGGGCACGAUUUUUGCAACAUUUUGUUUUUCUAGUUUUGUACAUAGAUCUUCUUUUAAAUUUAACAAUUUACAACUUAAAUCUUUUUUUAUGUUCUUAGUAGUAAAUAACAGCAUCUAUUCAUGUAUCCUGGUAGGUCUAAUUUAGCUCUGGCAAAUGAAUCUUGAAGAUAUUCAGAUGUGAUGGUGUUAUUUAAAAAUGUUAUCACAAUUCGCUGAUACUAUUUUGACUAUCUUCUUAUCUUUAUUUUAUAACUGAAUCCAUAGAUAAUAUGAAUCCUGGAAGAAAAGUCUGAGCACAUUUUUACUUUCUACAAUAUUAAUAAUAAUUUAAAAUAAGUUACGUUUUGAAAAAUAAUCAAUAUAAACAUUUUGAUCUUACUAUUGAAAGUUACCGAAGUAGUUGGACAUUUUUUCAAAAUUUUAUUUGAACAUUUCCAUCGAAUACUCGAAACAAGUUUAUGAUAAAUCGUAGGUAUCUGAAUACCCAUUAAAUAACUAUUUUUUUAUUUUUUUAAUAUGGUAUUGAGUCGAAAAAUAAUUGAUUUAUUGUAAUGAUUUAUCUAAACCAUGUGUAAAUAAAGUAAUAAUAAUAAGUAGAUAUUUUUUUAUUUUUCGGACUUUUUGUCUAACAAUAAAAAAAUUAACCGGACUUUUUAUCCAACUUUUUUCAAAACGGACUUUUUAACCGAUUACCAGAUAAUAAUACUUCUCAUAUUAUCUAUGACUGAACCAUACAAUUUGUAUAAGACUGUUUUAUUUGAAUAUACACUUUCAAAACAAAUUCGCAAAUGUCUAAAGUUCUGACCCAGUAAUACUCAUCAAAUAAAUACUUAUUGGUUCAUGUUUACAAAAUAAUAAGUAAAAACUUUUAAUAUGUACAUUCAUAACCCAUCUUAUGCCUUAACUUGGUUUUUGAGGUAUAAUAUUUUUUUAUCUCCACAUUCUGAACUCUUAGGUCUAAUUAAAAUUAAGAAAAUAGCAGAUUGUUAUAUAGGACUAGAGAUUGUCUGUUUGACGUAUUUGUAAGAGAAUAAUUAACUAUUCAAGUACCCUUAGCCUACAGAUAUACGUUAUUAUAUGAUUAUGAAAUAUAUACAGAGUGCUCAACGAGGAGUUUUGGAAUUAAAACAAUGAAGUAGUCAAAUUUACAUUACACUUACAUUAGAAAAUCUUUGUGUACACCAUGUAUACACUUUAAACUAUAGAUUAAUGUUAAAAAAACAAUAAAACUUAUAUUGCAAAAUAUUUAUUUUUAAAAUAAAUAAUAGAUAAUAAUAACUAAUUUAUUUCCAAUAUAAAACAAUAUAAUAUUCAAAUUUAAAAAGCUGAUAAUUGAAAAAAAGUAUAACGUUCAUAAAUAGUUUCAAAUUUUAUUAUGUAAAUUUAUUAAAUUGUUAAAAAAUAAUUGUGUAUUAUUAAUAACAUACAAAUUCUAAAACUCAGUGGGCUGAUACAUUCCCUAUCCGCUACUGGGUAGGUCCGUAUCUAUAGACGCAUAAUUUAAAUGUCUUUAAUAAACAAUACUAGUUAUAAAAUAAAAGUAGUAUAUGAAAUACGACUAAUGUUUCAUUGUUUUUGUAUUAAUUAUACUAUGGUUAGUUAUUAAUUAUAACUAUGAAUUCGGUUAAAAAUUCGUUCAGCCAAUUAUUUAAUAUUAAAUAAUAGUUAAAAUUUGUAUAUUAUUUUUAAGACUUGCAUUAUGUUACCUUACAUGUCUUAUGAAUUAUUUGUAUGUCGUUUUAUAAAAAAAAAAAAAAAAACACAAAUUACUAAUUAUUUUCAUAAUUAUAGAUAUUAAAUUAAACUAAACAUUGGAUUCAAAAUUCACAUUAAAAUACAAUGAAACCUCUGAGUAACAAACACCUUCGGUCGCCGAAUUUUUGACCGCUACUCCGAGGGGUCCGUUAUUCAGAGGGGUAAAUUUUUGAAAUUCAUAAAGGAUAAUGUAUGAAACGUGUUUGCGCUACCUAUGUUAAAUUUAAUUAUGUUGUUAUCGUCGUUAGUUUUCGUAUUCUUAUCAUAUCAUUUGGUAACGAGUUUGUUGAAAGCAUAGAUUUAUAAAAUAACUAGAUGGCAAACUCUAUAUACUAGCUUGACAACAAUUUGAAGUCGUCAACCAUUUAUAGACGGGGCAAAAUGAUUGCAAAAUAGAAUAUAAUUGAUAUCGAUAUAAGUAUUAUCGAUUCGAUGUUUAAUAAUCUUAUAAUGGAUACAAUGUCUUAAUGAUAAAAAUAACAACCGUUAAAUAUCAAUAAUUCAUUAUCAUCUGACUUCAAUAACAGAUACGAGUUUGCUCUUUAGGUAGUAUUUUAUAUAUCUAUAGUUGAAAAAGUUCAUUAUCGUUAAACCUAAUGUUGCCUUUUGUCAUUAUUUUUAAUAAGGCUAAAUAUAUAGGUAUGAUCACAACUGUUUAUUCCAUAGCUUUUCAUGGAGCGAAAACUCGGUUGGCAGUGAUAUUUAUUACUAUCCUGAUUAAAUUAGACGGGAAUCGCUGCCAGUGGCGGCCAUUUCACUUGCGUAUUACAAAGUUGUGAUCAUACCUAUAUAUUUAGCCGUGAAUCCACUGUUAUAGGUGUCCGCUAUUCAUAAUCUUAUCGAGUUUGUUAUCGUUAUUACAUUAUUACGAAAGUACAUACUAAUGCUAAUGCGUUUUAGUACUGUCAUUUUGUAUUUUUUACACUAUUUUUAAAUUAAGAUUAAAUGAGUGUCUGCUAUUUUGAGGUUUUCCUAUUGAAAAGUAGUGAAAAUAAAUCCUUUUCCAAAAAAAUGUCGGCUAUUGGGAGGUAUUCGUUAAAGGAAAUUUCACUGUAUAAUGAAUUGUAGCCUGAUUUAUCAAAAAUCAUAUUAUGUUGUAGAUACUAAUGAUUAUUCCAAUAACUAUAUUUAUAACACCUAUUAAAUUAUAAGAAUUUCAAGUUUCUUAUUAUAAUUGUAACUGUGUUAAUAUACUAUAGUGUAUGAUCUAAGGCGUUAACUUAAAAUUAUAUUUUAUAUUAAAUUAAAGUCCUAAAAUAUAUUUAAAAACUAUUUUAACUAUUUAAUAGUUUAAAAAUAUGUUAGACUACUAAUAGGUUCAUUUGUAAACACAUUUAUUUAUAUUCCUUUCUCCUACAUGAGUAUAUUUCAUUUACAACUUAAAAAUUUACUUUUUUAAUUAUAUGUAAAUUCCUUACAUAGAAAAAAAACCACUGCCAAAAACUAAAACCUCUGAUUUUGAUGUGGAUAUUUUUAGACAAUGAAUUUGGAGCCACGCCUAACCAGAAAUCAAUAAUAAUAUUGUUUAUUUAAAGGAAUUAGGCUAUAGCUACUUUUUAUUGACAUUGACAUAAUAAGUGUUGCAUAUAAUGUUGAUAAAAUGUAUUCCAUAAUUAGACUAUAUUUGUAUAACAUUAUUGACUUCUGGUUGAACAUAAUAGCAAUAGCUAUAAAGUUAAAGGUCAAUAUAUGAAAUAUAAUUUUUUGAACUAUAAUAAAUAGGUAAUUGAAGUAAAUAUAUUAAAAAUUAUUGCUCAGAUUUUUAAAUGUCAUUUUUUUUUUUAUUACCAUAAUAUUAUAUAAUGUUAAUAAUAUGAAGCUAACUCAUAACCAUAUUUACCAAACUGACAAACUUUUAAAUUUUGCAUGGGGGUUCCUGUUACACUCUGGGUGGGGGGAUAAAGUGGAAUUUUAUAAUUUGAAUCUAAUACAAUUUUCAAAAUUCAUCAAUUUAAUCUUUUGAUUCUCUAAUAAUUUUUUAAAAUUUAAAAUUAUUAUUUUAGUUAAUUAAGAGGUUUUGGAAAACUUUUUAAAUUCUUCACCCCUAAGUUGUAAACAAAAAAAUGUUGAACAUUUAAUUUAUUUAUUCUGUGUAUACUAUAGACACAGAGUGGAUGUUGUUAAAAAGAGGAGGGGCAAGAUUUUUAAAAAUCUACAAAGGGAUAGUACAAUUAAAGAAGUUGGGAACCAUUGUAUUAGAAUUAAUGCAUAUCCUGUUUAAAGUUUAAAGUUCUUAUAAAGAAUAAAAUAUCUGGACAAUUUCUGUGAAAAAAUAAAUUAUAAAUGUCUAUUUAAAAAUCAAAAGUAUUUAUACUAUGAAAAGUUUAAAAAUUUAAGCUACAUAUCAAGAAAUGCAAGAUAAACUUUAAAUAAUUCUCUUAAAAAUCACUAUGUUCAUACACACAUAAUAUAAUAUAUUUUUUUUUCAACAAAUAUUAAUUUUUUACAAUUUUAUUGUACAGGUACUUUUAAGUUAUACUAGGUAUCCAGUAAUACCACGAGGUAUAAAAAUCAGUAAAAGACUUGCACAAUGUAUGCACCACGCUCUUCCAUCUGGAGUCCACUUAAAAGCUCUCGAAACAUAUGACAUUAUAUUUAAGUGUAUGGGCACUAACAGACUGAGCCAAGACCUCUUUAUUUAUAGUGCAGGUUUGUAAUUACAAAUAAUAAAUAUAUAUAUUAAUUAUUAAGUUUUAUGUUUAAAAAAUACGAUCAAUAAUUUUUUUUAAGGUUUAUUUCCUGUAAUGGGUUAUGCUGCAAUGAAUGUUAGACCAGACCUUUUGAAUAUAUAUGAAAAUCAUUUUGUACCAUUAGGAGAGAGAUUAAUACCAGGAUUAAAUGGUUUUCUAAGUGGGGUAUUACUUGGUUUAGAAGAAGGCUCUGAUUUUUUUGACAGGUACCUUUCUAUAUCUUGUCAAUAAAACAAAAUAUUAAUUAUUAAAUUAACCAUAUGGUUUAAUUUUACUUUGUUUCAGAACAAAUCGUUUAUUGGACAAUGUAUGUGCUGGUGUUGGGGCCUCAAUAUUUUUUAGUCACCUAUGGGAAUGUUUAGCUAAUAAUUUAGCAGUUCGACUUCCAGCUAUAUUAUAUAUAUUAUCUCGAUUUGAUAGAAAAUUAUUAAUAGAAAAUCAAAGUCAUAUAAUGGGUACUAAUAUUGAUACAAUGGUCACUGCAAUAUGUGCUUGUGUGCAAGAUUCUAUGGUUUUGGUUCAAAGAAGUGGUUUAGAUUUAUUACAAAUUGGCUUCCCAAUGCAUAGCACUCAAUUAUCUAAAAGUGAUAUGAUUCGUCUUGUAACUGCAUCUUUAGUAACUAUACUCCGUAGAGAUAUGUCUUUAAACCGGUAAUUUAAUUUAAUAUUUAAUGUAUGCUUAACAUAUAUAAUCUUAAAGGAAAUUUUUUUAAAUUUUUAGACGUUUGUAUGCUUGGCUUCUUGGUAAUGAAGUUAAUUUAACUUUAUUAAGUUCAGACCACCCUUUAGUAAAAUUAAGGAAAGCCCGAGAAUUAAACACAGUUAAAUAUUUUGAAAUGUAUUCCAGAGAUUUACUUGUACAGGUAUUAUUAUUUCAAAUUAUAAUUUCUGUACAUUUUGUGUGAUUUUUCAUUUCUUUUUUUUUAGGCUAUAAAAAUUAAACUUCAUGAAGCAACUGGUUCUAAGCCUCAUGAUUUACGUCCAUAUAGGCUUCUGGUAUCUUUAUUAGAUAAAACUGAAAUUGGACCUGUUAUUUUAGAUGAUAUAUUGUAUGAAGUUUUUAGGCUUCUUUAUUUGUGUUGUCAAAAAGACAAUAAAAUUGACAAAUCAUCUGAAUUAAUAAAAUCAGCAAAUUUAUUAUUUAGUUCCUUGGAACCUAAAUAUUUAUGGGAAUAUACAGGAAUCAUGUUUUCAAAUGCAUGCCAGUCACUAACUAGGAUAGACCAAUGUGAGGAAACAUCUGAUGUUGUGAAAUCUGUAGGCACUGGUGAUUUAAGUCUUGUUGAAAUAUGCUGUCUGACAGAUUUCCUAUUAGAUGCUAUUUCGUUUGAAACUUUUACUGAAACACCUAGUGAACAUUUACUUGAAUUAUUUAUUCAUAUUGCAAAUACAUUGACAGAUCAUUGUGAUAUGUUAACUUCAGAUCAAGCAAGCACAUCAUUAAUGUUGUUCUUAAAAAUACUGUCCAAAGUUCAACCAACUUUAUUACCACAAACUGAUUUAGGAUACAGUUCAUUGGAUCAAACUACUGAGUUACCUAAAAAAGCUACUGAACCUGGUAAAAUUGUCCAACUAAAUGUGGAUGGGCCAAAAAUAAGUGGUGUGAAACGAGCUCAGUCUCCAAAACUGAGGAUUGCAUCUGACACAUCAAGUCUUCAAUCUGAUUCAACUAUCAUGGCAGAUAAUCCAUCAAUUGACUUACAUUCAGAUACAACUAGUGGAGUAUUUGAUGGUGAUUCAUUAAAUUCAGCUACAAUUAUUCAAAAUUAUAACCAAAAAGAACAACAUAGUAUUUAUAGAUCUUGUAUAAAACAGUAUGAAAAGUUUUUUGUUACUUUUGUUUAUGGUGUGCGAGCAAACAUUGGUGAAACUAAAGGUUUAUCAGUAUUAAUGGAUGCGUUAAAAGUAAAAUCACCUCUAGCAACUGCCGAGGAUCGAGCAAGAAAUUUAGAAGAACUUUUGAAAACAGUGCUUAAUGCACAAAAACAAACAUUUGAUGAAAACUAUGAAUAUGAAGGUGUUGAUGAAAUAUCUCCUUUAACUAUUUUAAAUAAUAAACGUAGUGCUGGACUUGAAUGGACAAAACCAGUUAUGUUAGCUUGUAGAGUAUUGGUAGACAUAUCAACAUUUCAAGCAAUUCCUUUGUCUGACUCCACGUCAUCAUUAGUAUCUUCUAUUGAUAUAAAAGACUUAAAUAAUGAUGUUCUACCAGAAUGGUUAAAAUUAAUAAUUGUGUGUUGUUGUUGGUUGGGAAAUACUGCACCCUCUUUACAACUUGUCACAAUCGGAACUUUAGUGGAUAUUGUUGCUCUCUGUAGAAGCUCACAAUUACAUUGCAAAUCAAAUGAAUCAAGAAAUGGUGUUGUGUCACUAGUCCUACUACCACUAUUAAAACCUGUUCAAUUGUAUUAUAUUGAAUACCAUACAAAUGUAUUUCACGUAAGACAUCUGUAUUUUUAUUUCAAGUAUAAAUUGCUUAAAUAAUAAUAAUACAUUAUGUUUUUUAGGUUAUUGCCCAUUGGCUUUGGUUUCAUUUAGCUAAUCCAUUAUAUCAAGUGCGCUGUGUUGAAUUACUUUAUUUAUUGCAGAGCUCUUUGCAUUCAAGUGAUAUAGUAGAAAAUUGUAUUGGUGUGUACAAUAUAUAUUUAAAAUUAAAUUUAUAAAAUCUUUAAAACAUUACUAUUAUAAUAUAUUAUAGGAGAAGAAUUAACAUCAAGGAAAGCAACAGAAUUUCAUAAAUUAAAUGCAUUUAGAAAAUUUUCACUUUUAUGGCAUGUUGGCCGUGAACUCGCAGCAAAUUCACAAAAUGUGGGAGACAUGUUUUAUAAGUAAUUCAUUAUAAAAUAAUUAAUUAUUUUUUUAAGUUCUAUCACUUUUUUAAGCUCUAUGACAGUAAAUUACCAUAAAACUAUAUGUAUAUAUUUUUUACAACUUUUCUACAAACCUAUUGUUACAUUAAAAAAAAUUGCUUUAAAAUAAUAUUAAGAAAUCCUUUACAUUUAUUAUAAUAUUUUAAAUUAUUUAUAUUUUGAAUAACAUAGUAUUAUAAACAAUUUAAAUCAUUGAGCAUAUUAUCGAUAAUUUUUUUUAUUUAUUAGGAUUCUGCAACAAUAUCACUGAUAUUUCAGUUUUUCAUAAACAAAUAUGAAAUAAUAAUAGUGGUAUGAUUGAAAUUGAAACAGCUAUGUUCUCAGUCAACAUUUUAUUAUUUAACAUUUUUAAUAGUCUUUUAAUUCUAAAUAUUAGAUAAACAGUAUAAAUGUAUGUAAAUUAAGUUUAAGUAAUUCCAUUUAUUAAUAAAAAAUAUUGUAAUAUUUUAAUAUGAUAUUAAAUAUUAAAAUUUACCUUAACAAAUUGCCAAUAUCAAUAUACUGAUAUCAUUGUAAACCCCUAUUUGUAUGCUUUUGUUUAUAGGUCAAUGUUAAAAACAUUAGAUAACUUAGAACUUGGAGAGAGAAAUGCAAUAAAAGUUGAAGCAGAAGGAUGGCUUUUACACUCUUUAUUAAGAGGUGACAUUGGUCGAUUGAUUGAUCCUCUUAUAUUAUUACUCCUUGAUCCAUGUACAUCAAGAUUAAGUGUUCUGCAUGCCAAAGUUAGUCCAACACAAAACAAUGAAUCACAUGAAUACUCAGAAUCAUCUCCCAGUGAUCCUUCUGCAAAAAUCUAUGCUAUCAGUUCAGUUGAUGGGAAUGUAAUGUAUCAUGUUGCAGAUAAAUGCAAACAAGCACCAAAAAUUACUCCUUGUCGUAGUAAACGUGUGUUUGCUAUUACAACCUUAGCUGAACAGGAUUCUUCAAACCUUUUUAGUCGUUAUGUAACUGUAAAAAAAUGUCAAAUGAUGACUCGAUAUGAACCAUCAUUAGCAGAAAUGUCUGAAUCCCACCAUAAAAACAUGUCUUUACUUCAAAAUAUUUCAGUUUUUGUCAAUCCAUUUUCUGUUGACCCAAAUGUUACGAAUAAUAAUGAGUUUGAUGAAGAUUAUUCUGAAGAAAAAAAAGAAAGUACCCAAUAUACUAUAGAUAUGAUUAAUAAGAUUAAGCGUUUUAAAUCAAAUGUACAAAAUACAGUACGCCGUUCACCCAAAAGAAAACCAGAAAGUAAAAAUAUUCAAAAAUCUGUACAAAGAACUGGAUCUUAUUCAUCUCUUGACUCUAUUAAAACCAAUCCAGUUAUGAAUUCUACAACAAUGAUGUCUUCAAUUGAUUUAUUACAUCUAUCUUCAAUAUCAGACACAAUAUUUGCUAGAGUUACUGAUGGUGAGACAUACCGUAACAAUAUACGGACAUCGGCUUCUGCAACGGAUAUGAAUGGCCAUUUUACCGAAAACGAGAGUGAUUUAGUUAGAAGCUAUUCAUUCUGUGGGAAUGAGCAAAUAAAAAUUGAUGCAGACGAAUCAACACCUGCUGAUGAAUAUUUUGAUCCUUCUAAAUCAGAAGAAACAUCUGUUGUACGCGAAGUGCUUAAUAGUGUAUUAGAUGCUGUAGUUGAUGAAACUGUUAUACCUUUAAAUGAUGAAGAGGAUGAUGAUGACUUGACUGAAGUAUCUGAAUCAAUCAAAGAAGAUAUUUCUAUUGCUCCCCCUGAUUACAAUAUUGAUGGUAACGUGAGAAAUAUUCACUCUCAUCUAUUGUUGUAUUGUGGAGUAUAUGACGUUCAACGGACAUUAUAUGCUUUCUGUACUUUAACAAAUAUGUUAAAAACUAAUGCCCGUGCACUUUUAUGUGCUGCUGCUACUACUUCUGUUCCAGUUAAAUCUCAGAUCUUGAAAUUACUUUCUAGACACAGAAAAUCAAUGUUUGGCAGAGGAUUUCACGGGGAAAUUGAUAUGACUGGAAUACCCUUUAAUCGAGGCAGUAGCAUGUAUUUAGAAUUACUCAUAUCUAUUUGUCUAUAUUACAUAAGAAGUUACUAUCCUAAUUUAGGACAAUCUAAAAUCACUCAAGAAGAUAUUGCUGGUAAUCGUCAAGUACAAAUGUCUAGUGUGGAACUAUUGAGCCUUAUUUGUUGGGAAUUGAGUGGUAUUGUAAGAGAUAGUGGACGCGGUUUAGCGUGUUAUUUAGCUGAAUUACUAGCUAGAUGUAAAGCACAAAAAGUUGCAUUGCAUUGUUUACUUAGUAGUGUACUGGAAAAUUCUGGUCCUGAAAGUAAAGCUACAAGUUUCACUGCAGAAAUAUUAUCAUUUAACAAUCACGAUCCAACAGAUCAUGGUGCUAUUGAAGGUAGAAUGAAUCGCGAAUCCGAAGCAUUCCAAGCUCUAUUGUUACGACUAUUACUUUCAUUAAUCAUAUUAGAACAUGAAGUUGAUAAUAGCCGUCAUCGAGGUAAUAAUGUGGGAACUGAUUCUUAUACUGAUAUAGCUGCAGAUAAUGUAGAAGGUACUGAUGUACGUUAUUUAUCUGGCAGACCAAUUCCUAUGCAACCAAUGUUUGUUACUGCAUUGGUUGCUGCUUUACAUCCCUCUGCACGAAUGAGACAUUCUCAUAUUAACUGGACGUCACUUGUCACAUCUUCAUUACCCUAUCUUGGACCAGCAUUAGUUAAUGUUGUUUCUGUAACUGUACGACAAUUAUGUGCAAAUAUCGAAACAAUAGCUGAGGUCUAUGCUGAUAAUUCAAAAAAUGUUAAUUUAAGGUAAACAUUUUAAAGUAAAAUGUUUAUUCUUAUUUAUUAUUAUAAGCAUAUUUAUGAUCAAUAAAAAUUUAAUAUUAUACUUCAGAUUACCAGCAGAUUAUGCAAUAACACAAUUGGAGGCACUUACUGUUUUAUGUCAUUUUUGCCUUCUUGAUACUGGGCAACCAUUUAACCAUCCUUUAGAUCACAAUUCUACAGCAAAUUCAAAUACUCCAGCACAACUAUUCAAUAAUCUAGUUCAUGUCUUUAUUCCAUCUCCUCUAUUAGCUGUGAGUGAUAAUGCUUUUUUUAUUUAUAAUUCAUAUUUAUACAUUAUAUCAAUUUUAUUUAUUAAAGCUCCAAGAUCAAUCAUCUAAUGAUGAAAGUGAACCACAGUUAGGAGCAAGACGAUCUUUACUAGCAAUUUUACCAAGAAUAGUGGCAAGUGUAUCACUAUUGUGGAAAGCACUUUGUACCGGAAAGCAGAGGUAAGUGUUACAAUUUUAAAAUAUUGCUAUUGGAUAAAACUAUUAAUUAUGGAUUUAAUUUAAUUUUUUUCAGUGAAAAUAAUGUGGCUGGAUGUCCAAGGUUAGUCAAAGGCCAACUCUUGGAGUUAUUAAGUCCAAUUGCUGAACAUCAUGGUAAUAGUUUUUUAACAGCAUUUUCAAUUGUAUGGAAAGAAAGGCGAUCACGCACAUCUGUUUUAUCACCAUCCGUAAGAUCAUUUAUUCAAUUAUAUAAAAAAUGUAUUAAUAAAUGUUAGGUAUACAGGUGAUUUUUUUUAUUCAUAACAGAAACUUUCUUUACUCUAUUUUCAUAAUUUUAGCCUUAAUCAUAUAAUAUCUUAUAUCACAGAUUAAGAUAUAUAGGGCAAUUUACUCAACUGGAAACAUUCAUUAUUGCCGUUUAAUGUUCCUCUAGUAACCUUUUAAAUAUAUUCUGUCAAAACCUACUGCUAUAUUCUUAUUAAUUGGUCUGCAACACUGUGCACUCUUUGAUUUCUGAAAUUGUCUGUAUAAGUUGCUACAAUUUCCAUCCUAAGGUGGAAUAUAUGUUUUUCUAAAACUUCGGAGAAUAUAUUUUUGGUUUAGGGAUAAAGUGUACUGUUGGAAUUUGAAGGCCAUACACCACUAGUUGGUGGGGUGGUUGUGUGGUAAAUCCAUUCAGUACUUGCACAUAGUGUUUUCUUUGAAGGACGCCUUUGAGAUUAUUCCCAAGUCCGGUGAUUAAUCUUUUUUCAAUGUAGCUAAGUAGAAAGUCCUUUUGUUCUUACCACUGUGAACUAAUAUUAUUUGUGAAUAAUCAAUCAAACCGUGUUUCUCCAUUUUCAUCAUUAUUAUCAUAGUCUUAAUGUAAGAUAUGAUUGUUAAAGUCACCAAUAUAUAUUGUUGGAUGUUCUAGAACGCAUAAUGGCAAGUUAUUUCAUGAAGUAUUGGGGGUUUGUACAUAUUUACUAUAUUUACUCCACUCACAUUUGUUGUUAGGAUUAAGAUUUCUCCCACUACUUCUUGUGCAACUGUUUUCAAAUUACUAAUUCAUGAUCUAAGGGAUUUUGCAAUUCCAUAUUCUUUAUGGUGUAUAGCUCAAAUCAGAUUGUAAACAGCUAUUUGGCCCCUUUUGUAAAGGUUGGCUUCUUCUAUUGUAUGCUUUUCUUGGAAUUUGAUAUACCCUGAAGCAUUAGUCAAUUAUCUGUGUUGAUUAUGUUAUUGAAGGCUGCACUUUUAUGUGAUUGUUUGGUAUCAGCCCCUUAUUGGUGAUAUUAGUUACAUUAGUAUUCUUACUUGGUACAAAAAUGUCUUCAGAAUAUCUACUAGCGUAUGCAGAGAGUAGGAUACCACCAUUUUCCCCAAAUAGUUCUAAUGUUACAUUAUCAUAUUCUUGUCACCCUUAUAUUUGAGGGUGAAACGACUACAUACUUUUGCUUUUCAAAUGGCAUACUAUAUUAAAAAUUCCUAAAAUAGGUAGGAGUGUUAUUUAAAAUAAAUUUUGUUUUUAAAGUUUUUGAUUGAUUUCUGUUGGCUCGUUUUUGAGAUGUUCUACUUUUACUUACCCUAACCUAUCACCUUACACAAACUUAAAAGUGAAACAUCUUAUGAAUGGGUUAACUAAAAUCAAAAAUUUCAAAAAAAAAAAUGUAUUUUAAAUAGUACUCCAUUUAUUAAAGACAUUUUCAACAUAGUUGGCAAUUUUAAAAUCAAAAGUAGGUAGUCAUUUCCCCCCAAAAACACGUGCUAGAAUAACGGGGAUGGGUGUAACCACUGUUAUAGAUAAUUUAAUAUAUACUUGUAAGCAACAAUAAACCAUUGCUAACAAAAAAAAAAAGAUUCUGAGUGGAGUUCAGUUAAUAGUGAUGGUUUGUCAACAAUGUAUAUAACAUAUUAUGGUAAAAUAAUUAAAUAGGUAUUAUAUAUAUUUUUUAAUAAUUUUGUGUAAUGUACCAAUUUUUCCGGUUUUGCCAUGUUUGUUUGUGGUUGUUGACAUUUGUUGAGAAAACUCCUAAUGUACUAUUAUGGCUGUUCAUUACCAGUCCUGUGUAUCUUGAUACCUUAAAUAAAUAUUAAUUAAAGAUUCUGAGUGGAGCGAAGAAGCUUAUGGUUUUAUAAAUAUGUUUUUUUUUUUUUUUAUCUUUGCGUAAUUUUUCUACCAGAAAUUUUGCUCCGAUUUUUAAGUGUAGCAUCUUUUUUGAAAGCAAAUCAACAUGAGGAGGAAUGUUGGAGAUUUCAUUUUUCAACUAUCUCAGUUUUCUCAUCAAAUUAAAAAAACCAAAAAAAAAAAAUAGGAAAAUAUAAGAAAUGUAGAUAUUAGUUAAAAUAUAUUACGGCCUCAAAAUUUUGCUCCAAUUUAUAAUGAUAGCAACUUUUCUAAAAUGAAAUCCAACUGGAGAGGUUCUUUAAGGAAAUCAUUUUUCGAUUUUUUCAAAAGUUUUCCCAGCAAAUGUAAAAACCCAAGAAAAAUCAUGGGAAAAGGGGGAAAAUUAGUACAACAUUAAAAAAUAUUAUUAAAGAAAAUAUAUAAAGUCUAUUUAAUUAUUUUACUAUAAUAUGACAUAUUUAUUGUUGACAAAGCAUCACUAUCAACUAAACUUUGAUGCUUACUCGUUUGAUGAAACUCGUUUCUUACAAGUAUACAUUAAAUUACCUAUCACAGUGGCUUCAUCCAUAUCCAUUAUUCUAGGACAUCUUUUUAAUAUUAAAUUCAAAAAUGGAAUUUAUUCUUAAAAAGUUUAAAAUAUAACUGUAAUUAAAUACUAGACAAUUGUCUGAAGUGAAUCAUAGUAGAGUACAAAAUAGAUAAUAUUUAUUGUUUAUACCUCACAUAAUUUAACCACACUUAACUUAAUUGUAUUUGAAUUAAUAGCAAUAUUUUCAAACAAAUUAUCACUAUUUAGCCUUACUCUUCAAUGAUGAAUAUAUGGAUUGUUAAUAAUAAUAUAUAAAUAAGUACCUUAAUUAUUCUAUAUUACUAAAAAAAUUAUUAUAAUUUACAUUGAUAAUAUUAAAUAUGAAUAAUACUGUUUAUUUUAUGGUUAAAACUGUUAAAAGAAUCCAUUCAAUAUUAAAACAUUAAUUUAUCUCCAGUUUAAAUGUUAAAUAUAUUUCUAUAGAUUGUACCUGAAGCAACAGAAAUGCAACAAGUAUUAGUACAGUUACUGAGUUCCAUAAAGUCCAUGCCAUUGGAUACAUUAAUACAAACUCUCCAUCAAGUUGUUAAACAGCCAUCUUUAAGUCAAGUAACUACAUUUUGAAUUAUAUUAUUUAUUAUUUAUUAUUAAAAAAUUAAUUCAAUUUUCAGGCAGGUCAACAAGAUACUCAAAUCAGUAUUGAAGUCAGUGUAUUGGAAUUAUUUGUUCAUUAUGUGCAACUCGCUCCUGGUCAUUAUUUAGCCGAAACAUGGCCAUCACUUCUUGGGUUACUCAAAGAAGGAAUAACAUUGUCACCCCCUUCACAAUUUAUGUUAUUGUCAGUAUUAAGCCAAUUUGUACAUAGAGCCUCCGCCCCAUUAGCAGAUCGUAAAGAUCAAAAAGAUCUCCAAGAUAUUACAGCUAAGGUACAUACAAUUGUAUUUAUAAAGACAAGUAGUUUUUAAUUUUAAAAUUAUAAAUGUUCACUUAUAUUUAGAUGGUUGAAAGUUGUUCUCAAAUAGCAGGCGCUUGUUUAGAACAGAGUUCAUGGUUAAGAAGAAACGUGUCUGUGAGAGAAGAUGAAUUAUCUGCUGCCAAUUAUAUUACUGAAAAAGAUAUAGAAAAAGGUUGGCAAUUAACAUUUAGUAUUAUUGAUAAUAAUUAAGUUUGUUUAUUAAGUACAUUUCAAAACAUAUUAAUAUAUUUUAGUUGGAAGUGGUAGUGGAAGCAAUGCUCAGUACAGUAUACCAGCCCAAACUGUUCUUGCCCAACUUCUUGCUCCCUUGUUAGAUAUAACAUUUGGUAACCAAGAAAAAGAAAGAGUAUGUACAAUACUCACAAUGGUCAUGUAUAAUGUAACACCUUAUCUAAGAAAUCAUACGUAAGUAUUAAUUACAAAAUAUUUUCUAAUUUUAAUUUUAAUCAUUGAUUUUGAUUUAUUUCAAUUAUCUAGUACUAAAAAUAUGCCGAGCUUUCAUACAUGUUCUCAAAUCUUAGCUAGUAUUAGUACUUAUCAAUAUACGAGAAAAGCUUGGAAAAAAGAUGCAAUGGAAUUAUUACUUGACCCAACACUAUUUCAAAUGGAUGAUCGUAGUAUCCAGUAUUGGAAAAUUAUAAUUGAUAAUUUAAUGUCUCAAGACACAACUACUUUCAGAGAUUUUAUGGGUAUAUUUUUAUAAUUGUUAUUAUUGUUCUGUCUUUAUAGUUUAAUUUUUUUUUUUUUUUUUUAGGGCGAGUUAAUAUGAGUCAAGCAAAUUCCUUAAAUUUAUUUUCAAAUAGAGAACAAGAAUGUGAACAGAGAGCACAGCUAUUAAAACGACUUGCAUUUGUUUUAUUAUGCAGUGAAAAAGACCAGUUUCAUAAACAUGUUCCUGAAAUACAAGGUUUGAUUUUUAUUUUUUUACUAAAUUAAUAUUAAUAAUAUUUUUAUAUUUUUAUUUUAGAAAGACUUGUAGAUACUCUUCGUAUGCCUCAAUCAGGACCUGGUAUUCACGCUCAAGUGUUCCUAUGCUUCAGGGUUUUACUUUUACGUAUGUCGGGUCAUCAUAUAACUUCUAUGUGGCCAAUUAUAGUUAGUGAAAUGGUUCAAGUAAUGAUACACAUUGAACAUAAUUUAAGUACAGAUUCUGAGGAGUUCAGGUAUGUUAAAAUUCAUUAAUAUCAAAUAUUAUUUGAUUCUUUUCAUUUUCAUCUUCCAAUAAAUAACAAAUGUAUUGUUUUUUCUGGUGCGUUUGGCUGAUCUUCCAUUUUUGGCUUAUGGCAGACGAAAUACCAGGUAUGUUUUGUGUAUGCUUAUUGCCAGUUUUUUGUGUGCUUUUUAACAUAUUUUGUGUACUAACAUAGUUCAAAUAAUUAUUUUGAAAUCUAUUACCAAGGUUAAGUCAAUGUCGCUGCUUGAAGGUGUCUUGGGUUAAAUCUGUUACUGAUAUUCUUCUUUAUUUCUCGUUUAUAGUAAAAGUAUAAAAUUAAAUAAAAACUAAUAAGGCUAAUGGUUAAAAUAAAAUUAAUCAGUGUUUCUUUUUUCCAUUCUUCCGUAAUAUUCCCAAUUCUUGAAUUCCUUAAUCAUUAUUAUAGUAGUGAAGAAAUGAAUCUGGCUGAAUCCACUCCUAAAGCGAAUUCAUCUUCAAGAAGAAGAAAAAAAUGGAAUCGAAACAAGUAUAACUUGCAAGCUGAGAAACAGAGUUCAUCAAAUUCUAGAAAAUCUACUGUCAUUGCCAACCAUACAAUUGAAAAGUAAGUUCUAAUAAUGAACAAAACAUCAAUUGGGGAAAAAGAACACUUUUUAGUUUUUAUGUGUAUACUCAAUAUUCACUGGUUAUAUUUAUAUUAAAAUAAGAAAAUUGCAUAAUAUAAAAUUAAAAAUUAUUAAUUGCCUUUAACAAAAUCCAAUAUUGACUUGACCUUGAUCAAUAAAUGUUAGUUAUCAACUAUGCUAGUUUGGUGUGUGGACAUAUGCAAUAUUAUUAGUUACAUUUUGUUGCCUGUAGAUUUAUUUAGUAAGUUAGAAAUUAAUUAUAAAUAUGUUUGUUGUAAAAAGUUUGCAUACACAGUAGUGAAAAUUAUUUAUUAACUAUAUUUCUUAUAAAAACCAUUACUUUUACUAUGUGUUAAUCACAGUUGUAAAUUUAAAAAGUCAUUAUUUUAUUAGCCCUGACUGAUAAUAAAACAUAAUAUUAUUAGGUAUAUCUUAAUUUGUGGCCAUACUAAAUUAGUUUUUAAUAUUUAAGUAUAUUUUAUUAUUGUAUUAUACUAUUAUUAUAUUAAUUUAAUUUAAAUUAAUUAUUUUUAAAUUCAUUUAUAUAAUAUAUAUAUAAUACAAAUUGAUGAAAUAUUCAUUACAGAAUAUCAUUUUAUUAUCUAUAAAUUAUUUUACAGGAAUUCUACAUUAAAGACUUCUUAAAAAAGCCACUUGCUUUCCUGAUAAUAAUAAAUGAUCUAUGAUCCUAUUGAUAAUUAUUGACAAAGAGUUAUUUAAAAGAUAUUGCUUUUUAGUAGUCCAAUAUAUAAUAAAAUCGAAUAAAUGAGUUCAUCAAUUUAUACAUUAUAUUAUGGUGUACACAAUGACAAUUAUUGUACAACUUAAUAUGUUAACUAUGAGAAAAAUGAAAAUGCAUACAUUAUCUAUAAGAUUAUUUAUAAAUUAUCAAAGUAUUUUAUAAACUUUCUGAUUCAAUAUUUUUAUUGUCAUUUAUAUAAACUACACAUUAGAUUCGAAAACCAAAAGUUAUAAUUUGUUAAUAAUUAUUUUCAUCUUUCAGCUAAAAUGUAAAAAUAUAUAUUAUUCUAUAAGUAAAUUACCUAAUACAUUUUUUAUGUACCUAAUUAUUAUUAAUUUAUGGAGGUUUGAACUUAAAAUAUAAUGUUAAUUUCAAUCUUUUUUUAAAAAAAAUGAAAAUAUUUAUAAAGAAAAUUGAUUAUGAAUUAUAAAUUGUAAUGAAACUAGUUUAGUAUAAUAUAAAAAUUAAUAGUUUAGGCAUAUUAUUUAUUGCUUACAAAAAUUAAUUAAUAUAUUAAGAUUAACUAAUUCUUUAACAUUUAAAAGGUUCAACUUACUCGUGUAUAAUUUUGUUAUUAUUUACUUGUUAUUCAAAUAAUUUAUCAAAAUAAUAUUGAGUAUUGCUUAUUUCUAUAAUUAUCAUUAUUCUUUAAUUAUUACUUUUAUUUGUUUCAAAAUUCAUGUAACAAUAAAUUAUUUGCUAAUUGGUUCCUAUGGCUUACGAUUGCAUAGGCUAUAGCAUAAUGCAUGAGUAAAACAAUUAUAUAGGUUACAUGUUUCUGUUUGAAUAUUGAAGCAUGACACCAAAUAUUACCAAUUAUAAUAGUUUAUAAUACUUUACUUUAUACAUGAUAUUUUAUUGGUAUGUGUUUAAAAAAUAAAUUAUUAUAAUUUAUAUUUAGUUUAAAUUAUUGGUAAUUGCAGUAAAUUACUAUUAUGGUUUAAGUAAUGGACAAUUACUUAUUGUGUUGGAAAUUUUAAUGUUAUAAACAUAUAAAAUUAAUUUAAAUUUUAGUCUAUGUAAUAUACUUUUUUUUUGUUAUUAUACAUUCAUUAACAUAUUUCUAAUUUCUAAGCAAAUUUUAAUAAUACUUAAAAUGCUUAUUUACUAAUUGAAUAAAUCAGUUUAAAUUAAGAAAUAAUAAUAUUAUUUUUGUCCAUAUAGAUUCUACAAAUAUAAUAAAGGAGUUCUUAAUUUUUAAUUCUAUUGGAUAACUGUAUGCAUACUGACAAAUUGUAAACAAUACAAAAUAUUAAAAUAAAUACUUUGAUAACUAAAUUUAUAUUUUUUUAUACAUUUUUAUAACUCAAUCAAUAUAAUAAACAAUGUAAUUGUAUAAAUAAACUUAAUCAUAUCAACUUAAUCAAUAAUUGAAUUAUAUUUAAUUGUAGACAUACACACAAAGUAUGGUUUCAAGAUAUAAAAUUAUUUGGAAAGUAAUUAUAAUAAAUUUAAUUGUAUGUAUUUCAACUUUCAAUAACUUAUUUAAUUACAUAUUCUAAUAAUAUUUCUGUCAGCAUGUCACUAAUAUUAUUGGUUACUGUAAAUUUAUUUUAUUACAGUCAAAAUCUUCAACAUACUUUUUAAAUAAAUCUUAUAUAAUUUGAAUAGCUUUAUAUUAAAAUUUAAGUUGAAAUACUUAAAACUAGAAAUUAUAUCUUAUUUAAAUAUACAAUGUGUCCCACCGUAAUGUUCGAUGGAUUUUUCUUGCGCUAUCAAUAUUAGAUUUUAUUAGAUUUUUUUGUUCAAUCGGUUUAUCUUUGAGGGGGGUAUUUAUUUGGAGAAAAAUUUAAAUUAUUAUUUUUUUUUUUUUUGGGUGUAUGUUAAGGGAUGAAAAUAAAAAUUUAAUUUUUUCAUAUCGAUGUCCCCUUCAAAGAUAAAUCAAUUGAAAAAAGAUCAAAAAAAGGGAAUAUUAACAACGCUGGAAAAAUCCGUAGAACACAGUGUAUAAAAUGCUAUCAUAAAUCUAAAAAAAAGUAUAAUAGGUUUUUAAAUAUUUUUAAUUUAUUAAUGUUCAAAUAAAAUUUAAAAUACAAAAUUAUAUCAUUUAUUCAAAAGGAAUAUAAAACAACUUAAUAAUAGUGACAAAAUUUUUUUUAAGUUUUUAAAUAUUAUUUAUCCGAGUUGAUUUUAAAAUAUAGGUAUAUAAUAUAAUAAUAAUAUAAUACGUAAUACUAUUAUUAUGUCAAAUAUUAUAACUAACAUUUUAAAUUUUAUACACUGAAAACUGCAAAAAAAAACUUUUGGAAUCCUAUACUUAUUAACAGAUUUUUAAUACUGUGUCAUGUAGGAUGCUUAAUGAAAAUGUUAAGUCUUUUGAACAUAUUUUCAGGUGACUAUAUAUUUGACACAAAAUAUAUUUAGUUAGUUUUUUUGCUAUUUUCUAGAAAAUUAAAAAUUGUUCUGUUUUAAUCCUGUACUAAUAUUGGUGUUAUAUUUCCAUAGCCUUAUACAUCUAUAUGGAACAUGAAAACACAUUUUCAUGGUUAGAGUUUCAUUUCGAGGACAUAAACAUGUGUGAUAGCAAAUUGUGAGUUUUAAUUUGCUGUCCACAAAGUACAAAUUUUCUCUCUCACACUUUAUAUGAGUUUAUAUUAGCUUAUUUAUCUUCAUCUGUUCCAAACCUCGGGGUGAAUGAUCCGUUUAGAUGUAUAAGUCAAUGUAUAUUUCCAAUUAAUAAAUAAUGCUACAUACAAUUUUUGGGGUAAUAUUUCUAUUCAACUAAGUCAAAAUAAAUGUUGACCUAUUAUUAUUGUAUAACAAAUUUUUUCAUGCUUUGCUUAGAAUAAAAAAAACAAAAACAAAAAAGGAACAUAUUAUUUAUAGUUUUGACAAUAUAUUCAUGAACUCCUCUAUCAAUCAAUUAUAUGUACUGUUUUCUGAAUUACAGUUCACAUAUACGGCUGCUGUCUGGACUUGAUUGGACAUGGGUAGUUAAUAGCAAUAAUGGCCUUCAUGCAAGCAAUAAUCCACAGUGGUUACAACUUCAACUAGCUGCUGUUAAACUUCUUAGUGUUGCCAUUCAACUUCCUGCCGACAUUCUACCUCAAUUUCAAAUGUAACAUUAAUUUUUUCAUAAUUUAAUUAUAUUAUAUAUGGCAUAAGUCAUUACACAAUGAAUUUUUUUUUUUAGGUAUAAGUGGGCUUUUGUUGGGCGGCCAGAUUUGUCGCAAAAUGAACAAAACCCAGUAGAAUUUGUUCCACAUGUUUUAAGGAUAGCUAGGAUUAUGGAUUCAAAAGUAAUCAUAAUUCAAAAUAUAAUUCACUUUUCAUCAAUUAAAAUAAUAUAGUAAAUGUUAUAUUUUACAGUAUGGGAGUCCAAUUGAAACGUAUCCAGAUACAUUGUUGCCAACUGGUUCAACAGCCCGGUCGUUGCAAGAUCUUCAUCCAUUUUUUUCUGCUCUUAGUACUGGUGAGCCACACCCGUCCUUGAACAGUACCAUUAGUCAAUUAGAGCAAGAACUUGAGUUGGAUUUCCUAGAGUCGAUACCGUCCAGAUAG
Messenger RNA from Cinara cedri, 33447 nucleotides. Lineage: Eukaryota; Metazoa; Arthropoda; Insecta; Hemiptera; Aphididae. The record is from the annotation of a GenBank genome assembly.